Messenger RNA from Coregonus clupeaformis (lake whitefish), 2314 nucleotides. Its product is annotated as thrombopoietin-like. NCBI's taxonomy places the organism in Eukaryota, Metazoa, Chordata, Actinopteri, Salmoniformes, Salmonidae. The coding region runs from base 1014 to 1556 and encodes 180 amino acids. Gene Ontology annotation, biological process: cell population proliferation. Gene Ontology annotation, molecular function: cytokine activity; hormone activity. The transcript has 5 exons. The record is from RefSeq and is a predicted model, not a curated record. Gene Ontology annotation, cellular component: extracellular region.
GUGCCUGUGUUGGAAUUCAACAGACACUGGAAUGGAAGUCAUACAUGUAGAGAUGCUGAUUUAAGACAAAUCUGCAGUGGUCUUUUUAUCUAUAUAGGAGGACUGCUGAGGCUGGGUAGAGAGAUAGGGGGGCUUAUCUCGCCACUGAACUAUUCCUAGUGACUUUCACUCUAACCACCAAGCACUGCUUUUUAGUCUAAUCUUGAUAUCAGCAUAAUUCACAGUCUGUGUGGCAGGAGUUGGAGUGGGGGGAAUGAGAGUGCUCAGUGUUCACCAAACCCGCAUGCAGUAUGCACAAUGUCCAAAGGCCAUUUCUUAGUAAGCAAAAUCCGGUGUGGUAGAUUAUGCAAUAGCCUCUAUACAUCCAGAUACAUUAUCAAUAUUCUAGGGAUUAGAUUAUCUAUUGACUCAUGAAAGGAAAUGGAGGUUGCCUAGGCCUACUCACAGGGAUAAUGACACAAUGUAGGAAAUAAGAGAUGGUCAAACGAUAAUCAUAUUAUUUUCUCUUCUUUUUUCUUUGAGCAAAAAAAAACAACAUACCGGUUUGUCUUGUUCUAUUCAGAUUUGUUUUCCCGUGCAUUUAUCUCGUUUCAUACCGCUUUUGGGCGAGUUCUCAGGAGGACACGAUCAAUUGUUCCGUUUAUGUGUGCACCGUUGACACGAGGAUGGCCAGCUGUCAAACAUUAACGGCAGGGUAAAGUAAAUAUGACGUUCAGUCCACAUUUUUUGCGGUUGCCUAAAACGCAUACGAGUUGGAUUUCAUUAAUUUGGUCGUUCAUUUUUUCCAACUUUCUUCCGUUUUUAAAAUAUUAAUGAAAAGUUAGGCUAGGCUAUCGUCACUCGCUCACUGGAUAUUAUACGUUUUAUGGGCAUGGGCAUUUACGGAUUGCUACAUUUCAGGGAUCACAAACAUUUCCGCACAUAGGUCCCUCCUGGAUUAAAUGGAACACGGGGACGAGCACCAUGGAAGAAAAGUCCGCUAUUGAAGGGCGUCAUGCGCAGAGGAGCGGGUUAUGGCUUUAAGCAGACUUCUGCUCCUGCUGUUGUGCGUGGUUUCUUCUGAGGUACCCAACGUCCAGACGAGACCAAUCGACUUUGUGUGCGACGCACACGCCAGGAGAAACAUGAACAACAUGAAGGACCUGGAGGUUGCCAUGGUUGGCUGUAGUGGUUCAGACCAACUCCCCUCCUUCCUUCAGCUACCCUGUGUCAGGAUUCUAAAGGCAUCCUGGGAUCACAAAUCUUUACAGCAGAAGCGUGCUGAAGUGAGAGGGGCUCUGGGGGUGUUGUUGGACGGUGUGGGGAGAGUGAGGACACAGACCAAACUCAGCUGUCAGUCAUCUUUGCUGGAGAGACUGGAGCAUGGAAUCACAAACUACCUGCACAUAGUCACCAACCUGGACAUCACGGGUGACUUGACAGACCCAGACCCAGGUUGUCCCAGCCAGCAGAGCCGGAGUCUGACCCAGGUGUUGCAGCUGUACGGCAGGCUGCUCCGGGGGAAGCUGGAGUGGCUCUCCCUGGACCUCAGAGACAGCUGUCUGGACCAGAGAUGAUGACCUUGGAUUUCUUCUACCCCUCGCCGUAAUUAUCAAUGCUGAACUGGAUGAGGAAUCUAGGCUGACCAGAAGACUGCACUAGCACUCCCUGGUGGAGGCUGUCUGUACUACAUGGCAGUGUUUUGCUGCCACCUGGAUUUAUUAAUGGAGGUAGGUCACCUUUUUCUGGUGAUGUAUAGUAUGGUGUUGUACCUGUUGAGGAGUAGGUGGGAUCUGCUAUCAGAAGUAGGCACUGUCAGAGAGAGCAAUACCAAGACCAAAGAGACUGGACCUAUGCUUAUUAGAUAAGACAAUUCUAAAGACUUUUGCCCUGACUUUAAAGUGCCUCUGUGCCAAAUUGGAAGAAGACUUGCUACAUUAUUUUCAAAUGGGAAUUUCAACAGAGUAAAGGUAGCCUAACAUGCAUGGAUUUUCACAGAAAGAAACAUCCAUGGUGGAAAUAUAGUUGGUUAAAAUGGAUUACUACACUGUUUGGAUGAAUGGAAGAGGAAUACUUUUGAAGAACGACUGGUUUGUAAAAGUUUGCGCCAAAAGACUGAAUGAAAAUGUCAAGAGAGGUGUUAUAUUCUAUAUGUAGCUUCUCUCUCUCUGUGAAUAUGAUUGAUAUUAAAGUGUCCUUGUCAACAAAACAUUUUGGACUGUCAUAUUUUGUAUUGGAAUAUUAUUUGCUCAUAUUUCUGUAUUUGCUUAAAAUGUGUAAUGUGCAUGAUAUGGUCUAUUAUAUGGAGUUUUAUUACAAAAUUAUCAUUGAUAAA